AGAGGUAGUGGCACUUUCUGCUGCAAGCUUAAUGCACUAAUCCGAAUGAAAGGAGUGCAAAUGAGUUCGUAGUUGUACCAAUACUCCCUACUUUCCCUGCUCCACAAUAAAAUAACCACCGCCACUCCCCUCCGUGGCGCUACCCAAUUCCGAAGCCGGACAUGGCCAAGGGUCGCAAGCUAACCACCAGCCGUAGCGAUCGCUUCCUCGGAACCUACCCCCAGGCCCAAUCGUCCGCCGGAGAUCCAUCGGAGCUCCGGGAAGAGGACAUCUGGUCCACGGCGGACGAUACCGAUGCCGCCACCGCAGCUUACGCCGAUUGGGAGACAAUUUCCGCUGCGGAGUCAAACGGUGGCGGUGGCGCGACGUACCGUCGCCGGAUUUCCCACGAUGGUCACCGACAAUCCGGUGGAUUGUCGCUGGCGUUUGAGGAUCCGGCUUGCAAUGCUGCGGCGACGCCAAGAGUCGUACACCAGUUCCGCCCUCGCGACGGCGGUACUGCUGCGGCUUCGCCGAGGGGGCGCCACGUGGCGACGUCGGCGCCAGUUAACGUGCCGGAUUGGAGCAAGAUACUCCGAGUGGACUCGGCCGAGUCGCUGCACGGCGGUGGCGAGGAUGACGAUUUUGACGACGGCGCGUCGGAGAUGGUUCCGCCGCAUGAGUACUUGGCACGAAGCCGGAAGGCGGCGGCGAACUCGGUUUUCGAGGGAGUCGGGCGAACCUUGAAGGGCCGGGACAUGAGCCGGGUACGUGAUGCCGUUUGGAGCCAGACCGGGUUCGAUGGAUGAAAUCCGGUUGGUUGGGGUAAGCGAUUCGAACCGGUUUGUAAUUGAGUUGAAUAUUGUUAAUUAUUGUUUAGAUUAAAGGAGGUGGCGGUGGUUAGUUC
This is a messenger RNA of Arachis ipaensis, 886 nucleotides long. Lineage: Eukaryota; Viridiplantae; Streptophyta; Magnoliopsida; Fabales; Fabaceae. The record is from RefSeq and is a predicted model, not a curated record.